Pocillopora meandrina is the source of this 2616-nucleotide messenger RNA. NCBI's taxonomy places the organism in Eukaryota, Metazoa, Cnidaria, Anthozoa, Scleractinia, Pocilloporidae. The record is from the annotation of a GenBank genome assembly.
CAUGAUGAAUUUUAAGAAUAUCGUUGGAAUUGCUAUAAUACUGCAUGCAGCAGGGAUAUUUUGCUUAAACAAGCAACUAGGUAAGUAAGUUGCUUUAUUCAGAUACCUGCUUAUACCUCAGCUUAUGCGUAUUGCUUCACGUGAGAUCAGUAAAGAAACGGAAUGUUCCUGUCGACAGGUACCCGUCAUUGAUAAACGCAUGCAUAUUUUUUGUUUAAAACAAGGUCUACUUUAGCAAAUGCCUGUCAACAGAGUGUCGUUUCUGUAAGUUUUGAUCGUUUCCUCGAUGCUAGAACGCGAAUAACUAAGUGUCAUUAAGCUUAAAAUCCUUCUUAAAUUUGACGGACCGACAAGAUAAAUUGGGAUCCAUAGUCGUGUUAGAAGGCGCAUAUCCGAAACGUUUUUAAUUCCAACAGGUCGAACGUUCUUCAACAGCUGGUAUAAUGAUUUUACUAUUAUUCCAACAAAAACAUGAGGUAUAUAAAAGAACCGCUACAUUGGGGCAUAAGUGCGGACGGUUGAGUUUAUUGACAAAAUGUAGAAACGCAACACGUGCUAAUUCUCAGGUCUUCGAAAGUAAGGUGUCGAACAAGAAGGCAAACAGCAACAAGAAGCAAUAAUGUGCUUCCGAAAGAAACAAGUUUCUUUAAUAUGGCCCUUCCAUUUGAUUAGACGUUCAUGGACAUAAAUUGAGUCAUUUUAACAAAAUAUAAAAGGAAUCUUCGUUCGACUUAACUGAAAUCGGUAAGAAAUAAAGUAGCUUCUCCAGCCAUAUGAGCACGCUGUCAAUACGACCAGCCCUUUAUCUUUUAAAUCUGGGUUUCUCAAGAGCGUUGCAUCUAUCUGCGAUGCUCACUUAUUACCCCCACGCUCUCCGAAUAUUGAUCACGGUUUUCUUCGAAUAAUUCCAAAAGGUUGUCCGAAAAACUGGAAAAGAUUCGAGAAGUCAUGUUACCUAUCACCAAAGUCAUCCCUCAACUGGCGCGCUGCUGUUUUCAACUGCAGUAAAUAUAAUGCUCACCUGGUCACAGUCUCCAAUGCAAGAGAAAACUCUUUCCUGAUUCGAGAAUUCGUCAUUACGCAACAGCACAGCAGGCAUUUUUGGCUCGGCUUACAUAGAGCACCUUCCGAUCCUUCGAAGUGGUUGUGGGUCGACGCAUCCCCUGUGACAUUCCGGGACUGGUACUCAGGGCAGCCUGACAAUUAUCGCCAAGAAGAGUUUUGUGGAGAGAUGUAUGUUCUUGAAGUUCGCAACGGUGUGGUGAAAUGGAAUGACUUAAACUGUUCCCGGAGUUCAACUUUUAUUUGUGAGAAAGGUGAAGAUGUAAACUUCUCUAUUUAAGUAAUAACCCAUCUCCAUGACAACAGUCGGAAUGAAUACCUACAAGAAAGCUUACCCAGUCGGUUAUCCAACCAAAUCACAGGAUCUGUUUAUUCUUGCACUUUUCAUGGAGCCAGUCACGCAUGUUUAAGGCUGAGUUCAUAUGCAAGACUCUCGCCUUAGACAUUACCAAAUAAAUGAAUACUUAACAAAACAAUAUCUUGAUAACUUUCCAAAGUAAAAGGAAAAUGUUAUUUCCAAAGAGGGUCAACUCCUCUCCUUUUUUUUUCGCAACAGAACUACUCGCUUUGCCUUCGUGUACAGAGGACAACGGUGGCUGUCAACAUUUUUGUUCCUCAUCGAAUGAUCGUAUAGUUUGUACGUGUAAAGAUGGAUUCAUCUCUGAAAAGAAUGGAGCGGUAUGUGUUGGUGAGUGCUCAUGUAGAUAGCCUCGAUCCGUCACUAUCUAAAGUUCUUAAUAAGCCAUAUCUAUAAAGAAGAGUUGGCUCUAAUGAAAUUGUCAUUUGUCUUGCUAUACGCAAUAUUUUAGAUGAUUAUACACCCCUUUCCGUAUUAAGAUCUUCUGUGUAAAAGAGUUCAGAGAGUACACUGUAGGUCUCAGGGAUGUCGGCCUCUAGAACGUUAAAUUUUAAAUUAAUUCGCAUUCCACGAUAAGAACGUUCAGUCUUCUCAGAGCCCUGGAGAGAGAGAGAGAGUAGAAACGAACAGGGACGUGCAUGACCCCGCACGUAGGCGACGUGAGAGUCAAGAAGAGCGUGUUUAUGACAACAGAGGGUAAAGGAAUAUCGCAACUUUCCUCUAGGAACGUUUGCUUUUUUUUCCCAAAAAUCUCUUGCAGAUCCUAAGAUUUAUUGGUCACAAGAAACUCAACACAAAGCCAACAGCUCGUUUAAUGUGGCUUUACUCGUCAUGCAGCUGGUAUCACUUAUUCUUCUCCUUCCAAUGGCGCUGGUUCUAGUGUCGUUCUACAGAAUAGUUUCAAAGCAAAGAAGACGAGCAAACACCCAAUUUCAUUCCGCAGUGGGAAAUUCAUCACUGUCUCAAGAUGAAAGCUUCGGAAACCAGAAUACCCGGCUUACUAACGCAACAUAUGAAAACAGUGGCAUCGGUGAUAAUGUUUAGUUAGUUGAAAGAUUAACACAUCUUGAAUGAUAAUGAAUCUUAAUGAUAUGUUUGUAUGGUUAUCCAAAGCUAUAAGUCACCUCAUACGAUAUUUAGGGAAUAUUUUAGGUGUAUGAUGUAGUUCAAUUCUUUCGAGUUUCAAUUCAUGUGGG